This is a messenger RNA of Metopolophium dirhodum (rose-grain aphid), 7808 nucleotides long. Its product is annotated as ubiquitin carboxyl-terminal hydrolase calypso-like. Lineage: Eukaryota; Metazoa; Arthropoda; Insecta; Hemiptera; Aphididae. Gene Ontology annotation, molecular function: cysteine-type deubiquitinase activity. The record is from RefSeq and is a predicted model, not a curated record. The coding region runs from base 70 to 1587 and encodes 505 amino acids. The transcript is spliced from 3 exons. Gene Ontology annotation, biological process: ubiquitin-dependent protein catabolic process; protein deubiquitination. Gene Ontology annotation, cellular component: cytoplasm.
UGAUAAUAAUAAUUUCUGUAAAAUUCAAAAUUCAAAUUCUUAAUAAUUUGUUAUGUUAACUUUGUUAAAAUGCCAGUGGAUUUACAUAGGCUCAUCCAAGGAUGGUUGGAAUUAGAAAGCGAUCCUGGUUUGUUUACUUUGCUUUUAGAAGAUUUUGGAGUGAAAGGAGUUCAGUUAGAAGAGAUUUAUGACCUUCAGAAACCAUUGGACGGUCCAGUUUAUGGUUUUAUAUUUUUGUUCCGAUGGAUUGAGGAGCGUCGUAGCCGCAGAAAAAUUGUAGACCAAACAGACAUAUUCGUCAAAGAUGACGACGCUAUUAACAGUAUAUUUUUUGCACAGCAAAUGAUACCUAAUAGUUGUGCUACUCAUGCCCUGCUGUCAGUUUUGCUAAACUGCUCAGAUAUACAUCUAGGUGAGACAUUGGGACAUCUUAAGGAACAUACUCGAGGUAUGAAUCCAGAAAAUAAAGGAUGGGCUAUUGGAAAUACUCCUGAAUUAGCACGAGCACACAAUUCACAUGCUAUGCCAAAAAGUAGACCACGUAUGGAUAAAACGCCGGGGUUAACAACUGGACGGUUUACCGGUGAGGCAUAUCACUUUGUCAGUUAUGUACCCAUAAAUGGUCAUUUAUAUGAAUUGGAUGGAUUGAAACCAUAUCCCAUGGACCAUGGGCCUUGGGCUGAAGAUGAAGAUUGGACUGAAAAGUUUAGAAGAGUGAUAAGUGAUCGACUCGGAGCAGCAGCUGAGUAUAGUGAUAUACGGUUCAAUCUGAUGGCUGUUGUUCCAGACAAACGAUUAGCUAUUACCCACAAAUUAAAUAUGCUCAAAACAAAUAGACGAAUUGUAUUAGAAGCUUUACAACAACUUGUACUAGUAGAUGAUUUUGAAAAAAAAAGAAAAAUCAAUGAUAAUGAUCAAUCGCCAAAAUGUGUAAAAAAAGAAAUUUCACCCAUUCCUGGCACAUCAAAAGACUAUAAUGAAGAAAAGACGUGUCCAGAAUCAGAUAAUAUUGUAGUAAUCCGUGUACAAUCAUCAAGUGGUGGGUCAGAAGGUGAUGGAAAUCCAAAAGACAUAAAAAGUGUAUGUCUAGAAGCAGGAGCUAUGCCUAAAGGAUGGGAAACACCUUCAAGUCAUUCUUCAGAUAGAGAAGAUAAUAAUGAUGAAAAAUUGGAAAAUAAUAUAAAAUCCAAUCAUACAUUUUCUCCUAAAGACUUAUUGGCUCUAGUGAAAAAUUUAGAACUUGAAAUAAACAUGAGUGACGGUAUCUUACGAGAGGAGAAUGAAAAACGUAAUAAAUAUAAAAUUGACGAUUGUCGACGUACACACAAUUAUGAUCAGUUUAUAUGCACGUUUUUAACUAUGUUAGCCCAAAAAGGUAUAUUACCUGAUUUAGUUCAACAACAUUUGGGCGCACAAAAAAAAAAUACAAGUGCACAGCUUUCACUUUCUGUACAGUCUCAAUCUACAAAUCAAACACAGGUGAAAUCAAAAUCUAAUAAACCAAAUUCAAAAAGUAAUACAGCGUCAACAACAACAAGGCUCAGGACAAAACGCAAGACAACUACUAAAAAAGGACGUAAAUCAUGACAGGUCAUUAUUAUUACUCGAGAAUAUUUCACUUGAGUGCUUCAUGUAUUGUUGGUGGCAGUAAAUCUUUAUGCCUAUUGUAGGUCUUUCACCAUUUAUAGUUGUUAUAAUACAUCACUGCUAUUAACAUUGUUAUCAAUCUAUAGUUUUUAAAUAUAAUAAGCAAUUUAUAAUAUGUUUAAUGGCUUUGUCAUUAAACUAAAUCGUACUAACUUAUUUUACAUUAGUCAUAAAUAAUGUAUACUUUACUUGAAAGAAUUUGAGAUGAGAAGCUUACUUAAAACUAAUAUUUGCUGUUCCUUUUGCUAAAUUUCUAUGGGAAUAGUGAUGCAAUUAACAAUGAAUUAUCAGAUUCAGUAUAAUUAACAGUUAAAUAAAGAUCUCAAAAAUCAAAUAAUAUGAAUAUUUUAUUGUUUCUGUUUGAAGAUAUGAUAUUAAAAUUUCAUAUAGUACUUAUGGUAUUUUAAAUUCUUUCUUAGCAUAAUGACAGAAACACUAGGAUUUUAAUAAAUUGUUUUAAUUAUAAUAAAAUGUUUCAUUUACAAUAGUAUCCCAAAUACUAUUAUAAAUUAUUAUUAUUAAAAACAUUUAUUCUUAUUUAGAAAGUCUGUAUCGAUAUAAAAUUAUAUUUAUUUUAUUUACAAUUAAAUGCUAAUUCUUUAUAUUUUAAAUUCUGAGUGGGAAUGAAGAAGAUGGUUUUAUUUUGGAAAAUGUUUCAUUUUAGGACAAUAAUAUAGUUUUAUUCAAAUCCUUAUCAAUUAAAAAAAUUUAAUUAUUUAUAGCUGGUAGUUUUGGAGAAAUUUUAAAAAAAUUUCCUUUUAUUAAAUUUGUCUUAAGUUAUUUUAAAUGAUUUUAAAACUUUAUGAAUGCUUCAAAAUAUUUAUUUAAACUGUGAAGUAUUGUUUGUACAUUUAUUUCUAAUUACAAAGUUGUAAAAUUGUCAAUAGAUAACCAACAGUUAAAAAAAAAAUAUUAUUUAUUUACAGUAUUAAUCCAACCACAUUAUUCUAAUUAAAAUAAAUUAAAAAAUAUGAAAAUAUGAAACUUCAGUUUAAAUUUAAUACUUUGCCUAAAUUAUAUAAUUUAAAACAACACAUGUACUCAAAUUGUACAAAAUCCAUUUAAAAGAUUUAAAAGAUCUCUUCUCAGAACUGUUUUAUAAAUGCUAUAACAAUUGCUAUCAGUGAUUGGUAAUCAAUAUAAUGUCUUGCCUGCCUUUAUUACAUAACCCUUCUAAAAUAGUGACCAUCUAAUUGAAUAUGAAUAACCACUUAAUUAAAUUAUAAUUAUUUAUUGAUUAUUACCUCUUUUUUUUUAUUUUUACAUUAAUUUAGAAUAGUAUUAAUAUAUUAUACAUAUAUAUUUAUGUUUAUAAAAUAUAAUAUGUAUUGUAAUAGUUGCACUUCUUGAAAAAAUUUUAACUUGUAGUAUUAUAGUGGUAGAACAAGGAACUGUACAGUUACUUUAUCUACUUUGCUUUGCAUUAUUCUACUGUCUUAUAUAUGCACUCAAAUAAAUGCUUGUUAAUAUAAAUACGUUCAGAUCAAUAGUAAAUUAAAAUGAACAAUAAUUGUUUAUAAAAUUAAUAAUAUUAAUGUAAAAAGCAUAAACUAACUAAAACUAAAAAUAUGUAUAAAUUGUUUUUUAAGAGCAAAUUGAUAAAAUUGCUCAACUUCCUUUUAAAUUCAAACUGAUUAAUUUGACAAGACCCUUUAUUUCAGAAUAUAUUUAAAUCAUAAAAAAUAGAAAUUUUAGUAAAACCUCAUUAAUCCGGACAGCUGUUUAAUAAUAUUUAUUAUUAUUUAUUAGUAAUAUUUUCCUGGGCCCCCACACGAGCCAUCUCAGUGGGGCCCAGUAUUCAUGUAUAUAUGAAAUUAAAUUAAAUAAAUAUCAUAAAAAUACCUCAUUAACGGGUUAGGUUAGAUUAGGUUAGUGCAGCAGAUUAAAAUAAACAUGUGAACGUUAUAUUCCAUAUUUCUUCAUAGUUCUGCCUUCUACACAUUAUGAAUAUUUAAGAGAUCUGCAUGAAGUAAUUAUUAAAGAAAUUAAUGUCACACAAAGAUAGCAAAAGAUCCUGAAGUUUUAAAAAUAAUUUAGGUCUUUGAUAUUUUUUCUUCAAUUAUAAAAACAUUUUAAAACACAAUUUACAUAGAAAAUAUUUUUACUCAAAUUAUACCAUAUAAAAAGUAUGACUAAAAUAUUUCUUGUUAAUUUUUUUAAAACAUUUUAAUUUCAUAAAAUUAAAAUAAUACAUUUAUAAGCAUUCUUUUUUUUUUAUUUUUAAAUGAAAUAUACAAUCUGGUACCCUGGGGGCACAAUAAGAAUAUAGGCUAAAAUAUUACAUUAACAUGACUGGGAUUGAUGAAAGAAGCCAUCCAGUAGUGACACUUUCUAUUGACUUGACUAACAUUUAUAAGCAUUCUAAUAAAAUAUUUAUUUUUUAAGAGAAUACUUCACCUAAAUUAUUUGCUUUAUGCUUUUAAAAUUUAAAUAAUGGACAAAACUGAUUAUUAAUUGUUUUUAAAUCCUAGGGUUCUAUUAUUUUAAGUUAAUAGCAUUUGUUUAAACACAAUUAAAGCCUUUAAAUCUAUGGAAAUUCCAAACCUAAAUAAGUACAUUUUUAUGUAUUUUCCUUUGUAGAGAAAGUGUAUUAAAUUGUCAGUGGCAUGUCCUCUUAAAUGGAUCACCUGUAUAUUAUAAAUAAGUCUCGAAUAGGUCUCGGAUUCGCAACUUUUUUCUACUGUUACAAUUUAUUGCUAAGCAAGUUUUAAAUCUGUUUCACGAAGUGACGUUCAAACGGUAGCAGUCGGUGGUGGUGGUGAGAGGGAGUAUAUCCCCCAUGACCUUUUUUCAUUAUUUAAGAGCUGAUAACCAUCAAUUAUAUUUUUAAUAACCAAAUAGUGCAUGUUAAAAUAUCAGGCACAUCCCUCCGCCUUGAUAAAAUCAUUUGACAGCCACUGGUUGGUAUGAACUAAAAUCUAAACAAUAUAAGUUCAAUUUUUUUCAAUUUUAUAGCUAUUUUGUUGAAUUUAUUCAUUUAUAAAACAAUUUAAACAAUUUUUCAAUUUUGUUUACGCAAUUUUACUUUGGUUUCUACUUAUUAGUUCCAAAUUGAAAAACGUUUGAAUAUGUUCAUUUAAAACAAACAAUUUUAGUCCAAAUAAAUUAUGUUUGAUGUUGGUAGUAGUUUUGAUUAAUAUUUAUUUUCUUUGUUGAAUUUAAAUAUUGUUUUAGAAAAAAGAAAGAUGAAAAUAAUUGCGAAAUAAUGUAUCUCAUAAAUUAAAAACAUUUAAUACGAAACAUUGUUGUUAAUAUUACUGCAAUUUUAAAUUUUGAAGUAAAAUUGUCGGUAUUUUUUAGUGCAAUACUGCAAUAAAUGUUAGGUAGGUACUAGUUUUUACUACUACAACAUCGGCGCCCUAAUUAUAAACAUAUAAAAGUGUAGAUCUUCUCUUUUUGCUAACUUUUUGAUAGCUAACUAGGUAGAUAUGUUUAUAUUUUUUUACAUUUUAUUAUAUUCAUAUGCAAAAUUAUACUUAAAACCUAAACAGAAUUAAAAUCCCAGUUAGUACUUUACACAUAACAUACCUAAUUGACGUCAGGAUGAAUACAUGCAGAAAACUCACAGUUUUUUCUUUAUUUAUUUUUCUUAAUAUUGGAAAUAUAUAGUAUAAAAUAAUAGAUAAUAACAUGAAAAUAGCUGGUGUAAGUAAAGACGAGGUGAGGUCUAGAAUUUUUUUAAUGUGAAUCAAUAAUAUCUCUAGAUGUUUGCAAUUUUGGUUUGUUAUUUUCAUGUAUUUUGAUCAUUUUGUAUACAGGAAAACACCCAUAAAUAUUAUUGUUAAUAUCCAAAAAUCCAAAUAUUGUAUGAUUUAAGUACAAACAUAAAUAUUGUCAUAAACAUGAAAAUUACAUCAAUUGAAAAUUACAAUUACCUAUAUCCUCAUUUAGAAAUUAUACAACUCGAUGCAUUUUUAUGAAAUAAGAGAUUUUAGAUACAAAUAUAUAUUAAUUAUGCAAAAACAGCAUAAAAAAUAUUCUAAAUUAAAAAAAAAAAAAGAUAGAUAUAGACUGAUUUGCUCUAUAAGCGUUGUAUAUAAAAUGUUGUAAUUUACUCAUAUAUAACUUGAAAAUUAAAAUGUCAUAUUAACCCGAUAUCCGUAAUAUAUAGUGUAUUUAAAAGAUUCUUGAAGGCGUAGCUCCCAUUGGAAAUUCUAGAAGUUAGGUCUAUCUCAAGCCGGGUCCAUAAAGAAAUAACAAAAUAAAAAUAAAAUAGUAUUCAUAUUUUAAAAACAAUUUAGAUAGUUUCAUAUAGUUUCAAAUGUUUCAUCUAUGAUGGAAAAGUUGAGUUUUUGUUUUGUUUUUGGAUAUUAUUAUGGACCUGAAAUAAAAUAAAAAAAAUCGCGGAGCUAGCUCCUCUGAAACCUUUACAAAUAUACAUGCCACAAGGUAUGACAAGCUUCUUCCACCUGACAUAUCUAAUCACCCUACAUUACGUAUAUACAACAUCCCCAAGUUUUUAAUAAAUAAUAUGUAUCAACCAAAUAUCAGUGUGACAGUUUGUGACGAUAAUGUAUGAUUAUGUAGAAUGUAAAUUAUAGUUCAAUUGUUCCGGAAAAAAUUGACAGUUAAAUGUAAACUAAUUUUAAUUUUGAAAACAACUGAACUCAUCAACCUUUUUUCUAGCUUAUUAUAAGAGUAGAUUUAUAAUUUAAUUAAAUAAAUAUUAAACAUUUUAUAAAUUAACUGAGGAUUGUAUGAUCAUUAAAAUUAUUAAAAUACGAAAAAGCAAUUCCCGCACAACAUUUGUUUUGUGCAUAAAAUCUAGAAAUUAAUAAUUAAGCUAAUGAAUUAAUAUCUUUUUACAUACCUAGUUGAAUGCGCGGUCCAUUCGAAAUCAUAUUUUUACAAUUAAAUCAAAAUGUAUGAAUUAAAAAUACUAAAUGAAAAAAUAAUAUCGAAUUUUUUAAUACAAUCUGCAUGCCACUGCACAUCCAACAUUUCGUAUUUUACGUGUGUUUAAGCUUGUACUGCACAUAGUUUAAGUCUCUCCCUUAAAUAAAUAAGUAAACCGAAUUUAUGUAAUAUAUUUAUUGAUAUCUGUAUCAUAUUAUAGUUUAUGUUUAAAAAAAUCACUUUAUACAUAUAUUAUAAUAAAUAUAUAAAUGUAUAGGUAUAUAUACAAUUAUUAUAUAUUUAUUACUGUAAGUACUUACUAACCUAAUUAGUAAUUUUUAUAUCCCAAAAUAAGAUUAUAAGUCUUUUAUAUUAAGUUAAUUUGUUUUGAAUUAGUAUUUAAAUGCAAGACUAAUCACCACAAUUUUUCGUUAUGUAUUCAUUUAAUUUCGAAAAAGAACUAAAUUAAAUUUAUACUCUGAAACUGUAGAAAUUAUAAAACUCAUAGUUAGCAGGUAUUAUAAUAUAUUUAGUACCUACCUAAUAUAUAUUACAAACAUUUUUUUAAUAAUAUUAUAUUGUAGCCGUAUCAUUAUUUCCACUGCAGGAAUGUACAUAAUAAGUUGUAUUAUUGUAUUUAUUUAUUUAUUUAUUUUUUUUUGUGUAAUUUAGUAUUAAUCAUGUUAAUCAUUAACAUUUUAAAAGUUCCUUGAUUAAUCGUUGUCUUUAAAUUUUACUUCGAAGCCCACAUCACUAUUCUGAUUACGUUUAUUUUCUUUUUCUGGUGUUGGCAUGUUAUUAUUUAUACUUAAUGAACCACGGAUUCUUUUCUUUAUCGCUACCUGUGAUUUUAUUUUAUUUUGCAUAAAUCUUUAUUAAAUUUACAAAUACACUAUAUACAUAAGAACGCACACACACAAACGCACUCACACAAACGCGCACACACACACGCACUCACAAACACACAUUACCCCCAAAUGAAAUAAUUUGGGCCGUUAAACAAAAGUAAGAAAAACUCGUCUAUAAGAGAGUAAUUUACCAUCUAGUGUCAACUCAGUUGUGCGUGUAACAAGAUACCUGUUAGUCUGUAUCCUUGUGGAAGGUCUUCCGAAUAUCGUUAAUUCUUUAUUCCAUAAAAGAAUAAUUAUUUUAUUACACAUAGUUUGCAAUUUAAGAAAUUAAAUUUAUAUUCACCAAGUAAUAAGUAUAUAAUAAUAUAUUUGUCAUAAUUUAUUAUAGAAUGCAAUUUUAAAUAGCAUAAGUGUUAAAUUGUUUUUUUUUUCAAUAAAUUAUUUUUAAUAAUAAACAAAUUAAUGUUUUUUUAA